Molecule: messenger RNA, 1618 nt
Organism: Lipotes vexillifer (Yangtze River dolphin)
Lineage: Eukaryota; Metazoa; Chordata; Mammalia; Artiodactyla; Lipotidae
Gene: GTPBP3
Product: GTP binding protein 3, mitochondrial
Exons: 9
Coding region: 31-1509 (492 amino acids)
Biological process (GO): tRNA methylation; tRNA wobble uridine modification
Cellular component (GO): mitochondrion; cytoplasm
Molecular function (GO): GTPase activity; protein binding; GTP binding
Source: RefSeq, a predicted model, not a curated record
GUGAGCCGGCGUGUCGCUGGUUGCGAAUCCAUGUGGCGGGGGCUGUGGACCCUGGUAGCCCGGGCGGCACGUGGGCCUCGCAGACCGUGCACGCGCCAGGGCAGUGGCGCCCCGGCCCCCGCUUCCGGAGCCACUGUCUUCGCGCUGAGCUCCGGCCAAGGCCGCUGCGGCAUCGCGGUGAUCCGAACCAGCGGCCCCGCCAGCGGCCAGGCCCUCCGGAGCCUCACGGCCCCCCGGGACUUACCCCCGGCCCGCAAAGCCUGCCUGCGCCUGCUCAGCGACCCCCGCUCUGGGGAACCUUUGGACCGCGCGCUGGUGCUUUGGUUCCCGGGUCCCCAGAGUUUCACGGGUGAGGACUGCGCGGAGUUCCACGUGCAUGGAGGCCCGGCUGUGGUGAGUGGUGUCCUGCAGGCCCUGGGCAGUGUGCCAGGGCUGCGGCCUGCGGAGGCAGGUGAGUUCACCAGGAGGGCGUUCGCCCAUGGGAAGCUGAGCCUGACCGAGGUGGAGGGGCUGGCGGAUCUGAUCCAUGCAGAAACAGAGGCACAGCGGCGACAGGCCCUGAGGCAGCUAGAUGGGGAGCUGAGCCAUCUCUGCCGCGGCUGGGCCGAGACCCUCACUAAGGCUCUGGCCCACGUGGAGGCCUAUAUCGAUUUUGGUGAGGAUGACAACCUGGAAGAGGGCGUCCUGGAUCGAGCUGACAGUGAAGUGCGGGAGCUGGAGGUGGCACUGGGCGCACAUCUUCGAGAUGCCAGGCGCGGACAGAGGCUCCGCUCAGGGGCUCAUGUAGUGGUUGCGGGACCUCCCAACGCCGGCAAGAGCAGCCUAGUGAACCUGCUCAGCCGGAAGCCUGUGUCCAUCGUAUCCCCGGAGCCCGGGACCACCCGAGAUGUGCUGGAGACCCCCGUGGACCUGGGCGGGUUCCCGGCGCUGCUGAGCGACACGGCGGGGUUGCGGGAGGGCGUGGGGCCUGUGGAGCAGGAGGGCGUGCGGCGCGCCCAAAAAAGGCUGGAGCACGCUGACCUCAUCCUGGCCGUGCUGGAUGCUUCUGACCUGGCCUCUCCGUCCAGCUGCAACUUCCUGGACACCGUUGUCAUCCCUGCCGGAGCCGGAAGCCCAAAUGGGCGCAGCCAGCGCCUCCUGCUGGUGCUGAAUAAGUCGGACCUGCUGCCAGCUGGGGGCCCAGAUCCCAGUGCUGACCUGCCCCCUCACCUGUUGCUGUCCUGCCUGACUGGCGAGGGGCUGGAUGGCCUCCUGGAAGCGCUGAGGAAGGAGCUGGCUGCAUUGUGUGGGGACCCAUCCACAGGCCCACCACUUCUGACACGGGCGAGGCACCAGCAUCACCUCCAGGGCUGCUUGGAUGCCCUUGGCCACUACAAGCAGGCGAAAGACUUAGCCCUGGCGACCGAAGCACUUCGGGUCGCCCGAGGGCACCUGACCCGCAUCACCGGUGGAGGGGGCACCGAGGAGAUCCUGGAUAUCAUCUUCCAAGACUUCUGCGUGGGCAAGUGAGGGGGCGGCCAAAGCUCAGACCCAGGCUGGGUGGACACCCAGAAGCCUUGAGGCAUCUGGGAACAGCUUAGGCCAAGUGUGAGUCUCAGCCCCUAGGGGAAGAACUUGA